Messenger RNA from Lingula anatina, 4570 nucleotides. RefSeq lists its product as uncharacterized. NCBI's taxonomy places the organism in Eukaryota, Metazoa, Brachiopoda, Lingulata, Lingulida, Lingulidae. Gene Ontology annotation, molecular function: phosphopantetheine binding; oxidoreductase activity. The record is from RefSeq and is a predicted model, not a curated record.
AUGUUAACGGCCAACGCGCAUUUUAAGAACCACAGGUACUGGGAAGUGGACACUUACUCCAGAUACGAAGGGGACUACAUCCCAUACCAGUACAAACACAACCCCUCCGCCAUUGCAGUGGAGACGGCAUCUUAUGCUCUCCUCACCCAGAUGCUGUCUGAAGAUAUCACAUUCAGCAACCCAGUCGUGAUGUGGCUGACAGAACAAAGAGGGAAGAAAGGAGAGUUUGUGUCAACACAAGACACAGUGGUGGCUCUCCAUGCUUUAGCAGAGUAUGCUGCCAAGACCCACUCCUCCACUGUGGACCUGCAGUGUGAAGUGCACUCAGAUGUGGACACCACGUACGAGAAAGAGAUCAGAAUUAAACGCGAAAAUGCAGAGGUUCUACAGGAAGUUGUGCACCUCUCACACAUCUGGUUCUGUGGUGAGGUGGUCACCAUUGGGCUGUUGGACAGGUGCAUGAAAACCAUGCCGUGGAUUAGGUUCUUCAACUUGUACAGUGUCUCUGAGUGUCACGAUGUCGCUGUGGCCGACUUGUCACAUUUCUACCAGGAUAUGAAGCUUGAAGGUCGCAAAUUCUGUCCAGUGGGAAAGUUACUCCCAGGGGUUAAAGUGGUCAUUUUAGAUGACCAGAUGAAGCCCCAGCCAGUGGGGGUGCCUGGGGAGAUCUAUGUUGGAGGGCCCACCUUAGCUCUUGGUUACCUGAACAGACCAGAGCUGAACUCUGAGCGUUUCGUCCAGAGUCCAGGUGCAGUGUCCAGUGAGGUGGGCGCCAGGCUAUACAAGACUGGAGACUGGGGUUACAUGCUCUCGGAUGGCAGUUUUGAGAUCUGUGGUCGCUGUGACUCCAUGGUGAAGAUACGAGGGUAUUCUAUUGAAAUACAGGCCGUGGAGGCAGCCAUUUUGGACCUGCCCACUGUGAAUGCUGCAGUGGUGAUAGUGAAGGGAGAAGAGGGGGAGGACAAGUACCUGGUGGCCUACAUUGUACCUGAGGGACAGACCACCAAGAAAGAAAUCAGAGCUGCACUUAAGAGAAGACUGCCCUUUUACAUGAUUCCAUCCUAUUUUGUACUGCUGAAGGAGAUCCCCAUCUUAGCUUCGUCUGGCAAGUUUGACAAGAAGGCCCUCCCUCCUGUGAAGGAGGAUGAAGAGACGGACCAGGAGGGGGCACCCACCACCGAGGUAGAGAAGCAGCUGGCCCUGGUCUGGGCGGAGGUCUUGCAGCACAAAUCUAUUGAUGUACAGGAGAGUUUCUUUGAUCUAGGAGGCCAUUCCCUUCUUGCCACAAAGCUGCUGAACAGAGUGAAGGAGCAAUUCAAGACAGAGCUGACAGUCCGUGACUUGUUCAUCCAUUCCACGGUAUCCAUGAUGGCCAAGCUGAUAGAGAGGCAGUCGGGGACGGGUGACACUACACUGGCCAGACUGUCACCAGAGUUAGACCUUAGGAAAGAGGUUGAGAUGCACAACCAAGGAGCUGUCAGCAUGGACAUAGAACUGCGCUCUUUCUGGAGGUCAGUGCAGUACAGUAAUAAAAACAAGUGGUACAGAGGCAGGGUGCUUCUGACAGGUGCCACGGGCUUCCUGGGUGCUUUCUUACUGAGAGAUUUAUUACUUAACACAGGGACUCAUGUCUACUGUGUGGUGCGAGCCCUCCCCGAGAAAUCAGGUCUUCAGAGAUUGAAGGAGACACUGCAGCAAUAUGGCAUCUUGCCAUCUCCGAGGAAAGAUUUGACCGAGGAACAGGAGAUUUGUGCCAAGGAGGUGGAUUAUAGGGUUACCACUGUUGAAGGUGACAUUACUCUGGUAAAUCUGGGGAUGUCUGAUGAAGACUACCACCAUUUCACGACUGAGAUUGACACUGUGAUCCAUGCUGCUGCUUAUGUCAACCUUAUCUACCCAUAUCAGGCACUCCAUGGACCCAAUACUUUAGGAACUCAGAAUGUUAUCAUGUUUGCUUGUAAAUGCAAAAUUAAACCUUUGCACUACAUAAGCACUGAUGGUGUGUUUCCCCAUGGAUUAAAGGACUGCUCUGAGGAGGAUGAUAUGACCAAGCACUGUGAUAACCUGGCUGAUGGUUACUCUCAGAGCAAGUGGGUGGCUGAACAGUUGGUCCUGAAGGCACGGAGCAGAGGUUUGCCUGUCGCCAUCUAUAGGCUGGGAAAUUUGUCUGGAGACAGCAAAUAUGGCUACUGGAAUGCUCAAGAUUUCAACCUGUUGAUGAUCAAGUCAUGCAUUGAACUGAAGUUGGCGCCAGAUGUCAACUGGAAGGUGGAAAUGACGCCCGUGGACUUUGUGAGCAGUACCAUUGUGCAGAUGACUCAGGAUAUCAUGUUGUCUAUGGGGAAAGUUUUCCACUUAGUGAACACAAAACCCAUGGAUUCAAGGUGGUUGUUUGAGUGGCUGAUGGCGCAUGGUUAUGCUGUGAAGAUUGUCAGCUAUGAGGAUUGGGUCAAACGGGUGAAGUCUGCACACCAGAAGAAAGGGGAUGGUCUGCUUGUCAGGUUACUAGACAACAUGGUCAUGGACAGCAGUUUUUUCUCCAACCUUAGCACCUACAGAAAUGACAACUUCCAAGUGGUAAUGAAGACUCUUGGCCUCUCAUUUCCAUACACAGACUCCACCCUGCUCAACACAUACUUCAGAGCUCUGAUAGUGCAAGGUGUCAUACCUAAACCUAGGAGAAAAACACUGAGUGAUAAACCUUUGGCCGGGAAGGUUGCCAUAGUCACGGGAGCAUCCAGUGGUAUAGGAGCAGCCAUUGCCCGUCACCUGGCUGGUGCAGGGGCUGCAGUUGCUGUGGCAGCCAGGAGAGUUGAUAAACUGAAAGAGCUGCAAGAAAAGAUUGGUGAAGAAGGAGGAGUAGCAAUAACAGUCAAAUGUGAUGUCACAGUCCGUGAAGAGGUAAAAGAACUUGUGCAGCAUGCAGAAUGCACCCUGGGUCCCGUGGAUAUUUUGGUGAACAAUGCAGGAGUGAUGUACUAUACUCUUAUGAAGAAUUUACAUGAGGAAGAAUGGGAGAGACAGAUUGAUCUCAAUUGUAAGGGUGUCACCAACUGCAUAGGUGCUGUGUUAAGUGGGAUGCUGGAGAGGAAAGCUGGCCAUAUUGUCAACAUGUCUUCAGAUGCAGGCAGAAAGGGUUUCCCAGGCCUGGCAGUGUAUUCUGGUACCAAGUUCUUCAUAGAGGGGAUGUCUCAGGCUCUGAGACAGGAGGUCUGUGACGCUGGCGUCCGAGUGACCUGUGUCCAGCCUGGAGAUGUCAGGACAGAGCUACUGGGACAUACCACAGACACUGAGGCCAAAGAGCAGUUUGACGGGAGCAGCAGCCAUAAGAUCCUGGAACCAGAAGACAUAGGCCGUGCCGUGCUGUAUGCUGUGUCCCAGCCAGAGUAUGUGGGAGUUAAUGAAAUCCUUAUAGAGCCAAGGGCAGCCCCAGUGUGAGGUACCCAGCCCCAGUCACAAUGUUGUAGCAUCAAGAUGCAAUAGGACUGAAUGAGCAACUGGAAGAGGGCAGAUAUUACAAACAUAUUAUGUGGAAAUCUGGCACAAAAUGUCUUCAUGAAAGAAUACUUUACCAAAUGAUGCCGUAAUGAGACCAUGGAGAGUGGUGAUCAUGCAUUUUGCUAUAAAUGACGAUAAAAAUUCCAGCUUUUAUUCUAUUAAUUUCAUUGUUCCAAAAAUUUGAAAGAUAUGCAUAAUUUCUGCAUAUUAGAACCAACAGCUAUUAGAAAAUUAUUAUAUAAUCUUUUUUGUUCAUUGCUAUUAAAUUAGUUAGCUUAUUUGUGGGAGAUGAUCACGCAAAUCAAUGAUGAUCAGUGUGCUAUGAGUAAAAUAGGGGUGAAGCACAGGAUGUGUGAUAUAUAUAGCACUAUAUUAUUAUAGCAAAAGCCAUAGUGAUAAAUAAAUUUGUGCCAUAAUAUUUAAUGCCAGGGGUAACAGGAAUUGAGAUAGUUAAAUGUAAUUUAGUACACAGUGAUUAGGUAUAAUAUAUAUAUAACAAAAAAAGGAAAUAAAACCAUAAAAUAAUGUUAAAAAUUGUUUUUACAUCCAUUUCUUCCCACCCAACAAAUUGCAGUGACUUUGAGUUUAGAAACAUAUUUUUACAUAAUGACUCCACUUAGCAAGACUUAAAUUGCAAAGUGCUUUUAACAGCGUCUUCAGUCGCAUAGCAAUAAUUUUGUCAUUAUCACUCAUGUACUGACGUCUGUUCCAUAUCCAUAGUGCAUGUAAUCACUUUCACCUGUUCAACUGUAGUCGUCUUCUUUUGAACAAGAAAAAACGACACCAAUGGGGUUUGGACAGUAUUUUCUGUUGUACGUGUACUUAUCAUUGACUGGGACGCUAUAUGAUGGGGGAAAUAAUUAUUGACAACGAUUCGAUAAUUUGAUUUUCUAGGAAAGGAGUGCGAUGUAUGAUUCUUGGUAUAUGGUUAAUAAUAGAUCAUGUGUUAAUGAUUUGACACAUGUAUGAUGUUAAAGAAGGUGAGAAAAGAAAAGAGUAAUGCAAUAGGUAACUAUAGGAUGCCCUUCAGAAGUACAGGUUUGUGUCAUGGAAAAUGGAAAAAUUAAAUAAA